CUUUGCAGGAUGGGCGCGGGAGGCGGGAGCCCCCGGGGUGGGCUAGUCGCCUGAGCUGGGGAUGCCUGGGCAGAUGUGGAGGCAGCUCGAAAGGUGGCACCGCACUUGGGUCGCUGGAGCUGCGCUGUUCCUAGGAGACCGAGGAGCAGCAAGCCUGCGGGGGAGGGGGAGCAAGUGGGUUGCUGCUUUUAGCUGCUGAAAGGGCUGCAGGGAGCUCUGGGUAAGACAUUUUCUGCUGCUGCUGCUUCUGCGGUAGAAGCUGCUGGGAGUAAGUCAGAGGAAGGAGGAUCGAGAGGGAGGAGGCUUCGUUUGCAGCCAUGCUGAAUCACUGUUGCUGAUCAGAUCUCCUGUUGGUUGGCCAGGAGAUCCGAGAACAGAGCUAGGAUCUCCGGGUGCAUGCACAGUUCAGCGGCUGCCACCCUGGCUGGGCCUCGCACAAUGGAGGGUGAAAGCAUCAAGACGAGCUCCCAGCCCCCGGUUCAGGCCGGAGAUGAUGAGAAGAACCAGAGGACGAUCACUGUCAACCCUGCCCAUAUGGGGAAGGCAUUCAAGGUUAUGAAUGAACUGCGGAGUAAACAGCUGUUGUGUGACGUGAUGAUUGUGGCAGAAGAUGUCGAGAUAGAAGCCCACCGUGUGGUCCUGGCAGCCUGCAGCCCCUACUUCUGUGCAAUGUUCACAGGUGACAUGUCUGAGAGUAAAGCCAAGAAGAUAGAAAUCAAGGACGUGGAUGGGAGGACGCUGAAUAAGCUGAUUGACUACAUCUAUACGGCAGAAAUUGAGGUGACCGAAGAGAAUGUCCAGGUGCUGCUCCCAGCGGCCAGCUUGCUGCAGCUCAUGGACGUUCGGCAGAACUGCUGUGACUUCCUGCAGUCUCAGUUGCAUCCCACCAACUGCUUGGGCAUCCGCGCGUUUGCAGACGUGCACACCUGCACCGACCUUCUGCAGCAGGCCAACGCUUAUGCAGAGCAGCACUUUCCAGAGGUGAUGCUGGGGGAAGAAUUUCUUAGCCUAAGUCUGGACCAGGUGUGCAGCCUGAUAUCCAGUGACAAGCUGACCGUUUCUUCAGAGGAGAAGGUAUUUGAAGCUGUGAUUUCAUGGAUCAAUUAUGAGAAAGAAACCCGUUUAGAGCACAUGGCAAAACUGAUGGAACAUGUCCGUCUCCCUCUCUUACCGAGGGAUUACCUGGUCCAGACGGUUGAAGAAGAAGCUUUGAUAAAGAAUAACAACACCUGUAAGGACUUCCUCAUCGAGGCCAUGAAAUACCAUCUGCUCCCUCUGGAUCAGAGGCUCUUGAUUAAGAACCCGAGGACCAAGCCCAGGACUCCAGUCAGCCUGCCCAAGGUCAUGAUUGUGGUUGGUGGCCAGGCCCCCAAGGCGAUCCGCAGCGUGGAAUGCUAUGAUUUUGAAGAGGACCGGUGGGACCAGAUUGCUGAGCUUCCCUCCAGGAGAUGCAGAGCAGGUGUGGUGUUCAUGGCUGGUCACGUGUAUGCUGUGGGCGGGUUUAAUGGCUCACUGCGCGUACGGACCGUGGAUGUAUAUGACGGUGUGAAGGACCAGUGGACGUCCAUCGCCAGCAUGCAGGAGCGCCGGAGCACUCUGGGCGCGGCCGUACUCAAUGACCUGCUCUAUGCCGUGGGGGGCUUUGAUGGCAGUACUGGCCUAGCGUCCGUGGAAGCCUACAGCUACAAGACCAACGAGUGGUUCUUCGUGGCCCCAAUGAACACACGGCGGAGCAGCGUGGGUGUGGGUGUCGUGGAGGGGAAGCUGUAUGCUGUCGGGGGUUAUGAUGGGGCUUCCCGCCAGUGCCUGAGCACCGUGGAGCAGUACAACCCGGCAACCAAUGAGUGGACGUAUGUGGCGGACAUGAGCACCCGCCGCAGUGGUGCAGGGGUCGGGGUGCUCAGUGGCCAGCUGUAUGCCACGGGUGGGCACGACGGACCCCUGGUAAGGAAGAGCGUUGAAGUUUACGAUCCCGGAACAAACACCUGGAAGCAGGUGGCAGACAUGAAUAUGUGCCGGCGAAAUGCAGGAGUCUGUGCAGUGAAUGGGCUUCUGUAUGUGGUUGGAGGGGAUGAUGGAUCCUGCAACUUGGCUUCAGUGGAGUACUACAAUCCUGUCACCGACAAAUGGACGCUGCUACCAACCAACAUGAGCACGGGGCGGAGCUACGCAGGUGUUGCUGUGAUUCACAAGCCCUUGUGA
Molecule: messenger RNA, 2202 nt
Organism: Odobenus rosmarus divergens (Pacific walrus)
Lineage: Eukaryota; Metazoa; Chordata; Mammalia; Carnivora; Odobenidae
Gene: KLHL3
Product: kelch-like family member 3
Exons: 15
Coding region: 397-2202 (601 amino acids)
Biological process (GO): renal sodium ion absorption; protein K48-linked ubiquitination; monoatomic ion homeostasis
Cellular component (GO): cytosol
Molecular function (GO): protein binding
Source: RefSeq, a predicted model, not a curated record